UCAGCUCUUCGCAGUUUCCUCUCCUUGUUUUGCUUUCGAUCUGGACUGUUCUCAGGCAAGCCGGGGAGUAACUUUUAGUUUUGCUCCUGCGAUUAUUCAACUGACGGGCUUUCAUUUCCAUUUCACACACCCUAGCAACACUUAAACCUUGCGGAAUUGUAUUGGUAGUGUGAAAAAGCACACUGAGAGUGUUUUGCAGACGGAGAAUGCUGGGGUUCAUAAAUAUUAAUGCCGAUUUUUGGAGGAACAGUCGGAGCUCUUACGGAUCAUCUGAUUUUAGGGGAAGCAGGUUCUGCUGCUGUUGCUGCUGCUACUGGGGCUGCUGAGGCUGCAAGGAGGAGGAGGUAGAGAGGGAGGAGGAGGAGGAGGAGAAGGGUACCAUGCCCGUGGAAAGGAUGCGAAUGCGCCCAUGGCUGGAGGAACAGAUAAAUUCAAAUACGAUACCGGGGCUGAAGUGGCUUAACAAGGAAAAGAAGAUUUUCCAGAUCCCUUGGAUGCAUGCGGCUAGACAUGGGUGGGAUGUGGAAAAAGAUGCACCACUCUUUAGAAACUGGGCCAUCCACACAGGAAAGCAUCAACCAGGAGUAGAUAAACCUGAUCCAAAAACAUGGAAGGCGAAUUUUCGAUGUGCCAUGAACUCCUUGCCUGACAUUGAAGAAGUCAAGGACAAAAGUAUAAAGAAAGGAAACAAUGCCUUCAGAGUAUAUCGGAUGUUGCCGUUGUCUGAAAGACCUUCUAAGAAAGGAAAGAAACCAAAGACAGAAAAAGAAGACAGAGUGAAGCACAUCAAGCAAGAACCAGUUGAGUCAUCUUUGGGGCUUAGUAAUGGAGUAAGUGAUCUUUCUCCUGAGUAUGCCGUCCUGACUUCAGCUAUAAAAAAUGAAGUGGAUAGUACGGUGAACAUCAUAGUUGUAGGACAGUCACAUCUGGACAGCAACAUCGAGGAUCAAGAGAUUGUCACUAAUCCUCCGGACAUUUGCCAGGUUGUAGAGGUGACCACCGAGAGUGACGAACAGCCGGUCAGCAUGAGCGAGCUCUACCCUCUGCAGAUUUCCCCCGUGUCUUCCUAUGCAGAAAGCGAAACUACCGAUAGUGUGCCCAGUGAUGAAGAGAGCGCCGAGGGACGACCACACUGGCGGAAGAGGAACAUUGAAGGCAAACAGUACCUCAGCAACAUGGGGACACGAAGCACCUACCUGCUGCCCAGCAUGGCGACCUUCGUUACUUCCAACAAACCUGACCUCCAGGUCACCAUCAAAGAGGAGAGCUGUCCGGUGCCUUACAACAGCUCGUGGCCCACUUUACCAGACCUCCCCCUCCCGCCCUCCGUGACCCCAGCGCCCAGCAGCAGUCGGCCGGACCGGGAGACGCGGGCCAGCGUCAUCAAGAAAACGUCAGAUAUCACCCAGGCCCGCGUCAAGAGCUGUUAAGCCUUUGACUUCCCCCGGUGGUUGUUGGGAUGUCUUGGCUGUGUUUUGUUGUUUGUUUGUAUUUUAUUUUUCUCUCUGACACCUAUCUUAGACAAAUCUAAGGGAAAAAGCCUUGACAAUAGAACAUUGAUUGCUGUGUCCAACUCCAGUACUGGAGCUUCUUUUUAACUCAGGACUCCAGCCCAUUGGUAGACGCGUGUCUCUAGAGCCUGCUGGAUCUCCCAGGGCUGCUCCCUCAAGUUCAAGGACGUCAUAGGACCAACACCCACACGGGCAGCGCGGUGCUGCGUUGCCUGCGGUCAAGGCCAGCACAGUGGAGUGGAUGCCUCAGAACGGAUGAGAAAAUGUGAACUAGCUGGAAUUUUGUAUUCUUGUGAAUAUGUACAUAGGGCAGCACUAGCGACGUUGCAGUCUGCUUCUGCACCUUAUCUUAAAGCACUUACAGAUAGACCUUCUUCUUGUGAUCUUGCUCUAUUUCACGGCACAUUUCAGCGUUCCCCCUUCGCGGCCCUUUGUGUCCUGCCUCCCGGCCCGUCCCCUCCACUUCCCUUUCCUCCUUGUCCUCCCCGCAGAGGCUGCGUUCCGCAUCCCUGAGGAGGAGAAGAAGAAAAAGAGCUUCUCCACAGAUGUCCCAUUUUUAAGACUGCUUUCAAAAAAAAAAAGAAAGAAAGGAAGAAAGAGAAAAUCUAAUCUGCUGUGCUUGAAUGCCACGCGGUACAGAGGAAAACUAUCAUGGAGAUAUUAUGCAAAUUCCCAGAUUUGAAGACAAAAAUAUUCUAAUUCUAACCAGAGCAAGCUUUUUUAUUUUUUAUACAGGGGAAUAUUUUAUUCAAGGUAAAAUUCUAAAGAAAAUAUAAUUGUUUUUUAUCUUUUCUACAGCAAAUUUAUAAUUUUAAGAUUCCUUUUCUUGUUUAUCAGCAGUUGUUAUUACAUCCUUGUGGCACAUUUUUUUUUAAUUUUGUAAAGGUGAAAAAGCUUUUAUGAGCUCAUGUAGCAAUCAAAUUAUCCUGUGGAUUGAUAAUAAAUGAAUAUGAUAUAUAGUUAAAUUUUUAAUGGGCAUCAUGCCUGACUUUGUCUGUGUCUACUUGGGAGCACCACCAUGGGACAGGGCUGGACAAGUAUCGUUGCUUCUUGGGCAUCAAAACUUUCUCCCAUUUCAACCACGAGAAACCCCGGGGGGUUCUUAACCAUGAGGACCAAAUGGCCUCUUCUCUCGAAUGCUCACCAUGAGCCAGGUGCCAGGCUGCGUGUUUUACAGGAGUUCCCUUUCUCACUCAUCAAGGUUGUGUCCAGGAUAGAGACUUCUCUCCAUUUCACAUGGAAGAAAUGGUGACUUUUAAAAUGCCUUUGCUCAAGGUCACGUGGGUAGUAAUCAAGGGCACGAAUGAAGCCCAAGUCUGGUGUGACUGUGGAGGCAGUCAUUUACCUGCUCCCCCCUCUCCUUCUCCACCUCUGUGCUGCUCCUGUUCUUCCCCAUAGGCUUAUACAUAAGACGAAAAUUUUGUAUUUUUAAAAAAAAAAUUUUUAAGAACGUUUAUUUAUUAUUGAGAGACAGAGUGUGAGCAUGGGAGAGGCAGGGAGAGAGGGAGACACAGAAUCUGAAGCGGGCUCCAGGCUCUGAGCUGUCGGCACAGGGCCCGACACGGGGCUCGAACGCACAAACUGUGAGAUCAUGACAUGAGCCAAAGAUGGACGCUUAACCUACUGAGCCACCCAGGCGCCCCUGAAAAUGUUGUAUUUAUGUCACACACCAGGCCCAAGGGCAAGACGUUUUCAGUAACAGGAGGUACCUGUUGGGUUCCUAGUCUCCAUCAGUCCUCAUUCCAGGACCUGACCCUUAGACUGAGAAGCUGCCCUCAGUACAUAGGACAUGUCUUUUUGCAUGAGAAAACUCCAGACUCCAUCACCCAUUUGUCAUUUCAAGGUGUAUACCUGACCUUGGCAAAGCCACUGCGCUAACCUCUCCUGCUUCCGAGAUGUCUACAAAAUCCGAAAACUGAGGCUUAGCUGCCUGUCUGCUACCUCCAGGGUUGUGGAGGAGAUUGCCAAGUUAAUUUUUGAAAAGGUUCCUUCAAUGAAAGGACAGUGAGCUGUUUUUAUGCUUUUCUCCAUGUGUGGCUACAGACAUAAUGAGCGGUCAUAACAUUAUCCAGCUCUGAACGGAAAUUAACUGAAGCAUUUUCCUGGUUGAUGUGUUGAAAUGCCACAUCUGGAUGGUUGACUGCUUCUGCGAGGAGCACUUUGUGGACCGUGUGUUUACCUCAAUUUCAUGGGUGAGCCUCACUUUCUUAGUGAAAAAAGUCCCAGAGAACCUACUCGUCUUCAGAGUCCUAAAUAGAGGAGUCCAGCUCUCUGUGACUUGUAUCUAAGUCCUUUUAUUUGACCCUCCCGUUUUAAAAUAAAUUAAAAAAAAAAAAAUCGUAGCAGAACGUGGCCCUAAGCCACGUGGCCUGGCAGUCACUGGUUUGUGGGUCGCUCCUGGUCCCCGUCCCCUUCUCUCUUCCCAGCUUGUUUCUCUGAGGAGCCAGCUCACAUCCUGCCCCUUUGCGCAGCUCUGCGCCACCCCCGCUUGCGUCCCCCACCUCUGUGGGUGUAACCAAGACUUCCAGAACCUGACCAGGUGAAAGAAAGUUCAGGAUUUGGAAAUGCACAAUUGAAGUCCCAAGGAUCAUCAUCCAUGGCGGUGGAAAACAGAACCCCGUUUAAAUUCUUUCUGAGGAAGGCUGUAUUGUUUCUAAGUGUUACUAGCCAGUUGUGUAGAAAACAAUGGUGGGGGUUGACAUGAGGAAGAAAAGCAAAUGAGAUGGGGCAUCUCAGGGACUCAAGCCUCAGACCUUGUUGUUGUCAGUUAGAGGAAGUACCAGGGACAUGUGCUCCGUUUGGCUCGCGCCUGUGUGAGCUGAUAGGCUUUUAUGAUGGGCUGUGUGUGUGUGUGUGUCUAAGUAGCAAGUUGGAUGGAACGACUUCUGGAACGAUAAUCUCCAUUCUCUGCAGCCGGCAUCCAGGGCUCUCCCCUGAUAACAGAAACAGUGUACAGCUAUGAGCUAUGAAUCCAGUGACAGGAUCUUUCUCCCAGUCAGAAGGCCGAGAGAACCCAGCACAUCCUCCAACUGCACAAGGCUUCCAGAACACCAUUUGCAAGUGUCUAAAUAAAUCCAUGCUCAACCGUAGCAUUUUUUCAAUGUUUUGAUGAAGUAACUGCCAAAGGAGGUGUUUAGUCUGCGCAAAUGUAUUUAUAGAGGAGAAGAAAUACACAUGGAAAGAAAUCCACACAAAUCCAUUGGACAUCAACCCCCCCCAAACAGUAUCCCUUUUUUGCUCCUCGCUUCUCAAGUAUACUAAACUAUCAGGUACCCACUAAGGAGAUAAAAAUUUUAAGGAUGAGGAAGAUUAGAGAUUUGGUCUCAGCAUUCUGAAUUUUAAAACUUGUGCUUUUGGAAAUAUUUUGCAUGUGAAUGAAAAAGACGUUAAGCCCCAAUGGCCUCCUGCCCUAAACCAGAGAGAGGGAACAUUAGACAUUCCAUUUGCUUGAGGCUGUUCUUUGAACGUUGAAUUCAUUAGGUUUUAAAAGCCCCUGUUAUUCUAGCUGUGGACCAACAGACUCAGAUAAAAGGUGAAAGUAAGAACCCCACUCUUCUGCCAAAUUUCUACUGAAGAAAGACAAAGAGCAGGCGAGGAAGAGGUUUGCAACGAGGUAGCCGAGAAGGGUCCCUGGCAUGCAGUCUCAGUACCAGUUUCGGUUUGGAAAGAGAAUGGAAACAGAAACUGGUUUUUACCUGGUGGUGUUCAGUUACCUCAUCCUAAAAUUCCAUCCAGUGGUGUACCCAGGGCCACGAUGAUCAUAGCCAGCGGGAGGCGAACCUGACCAGCCAAGGGCACCGGGAGCCAGCUCUGCGUCUGUUCCCGGGCCACAGUGGACCCCUUCCCAAGAGUGUCACAGCCCACGGGACUGUAGGCUUCUCGGGGCUGUGUCUCAGUCAUGCCUGCAUCCCAACAUGAGGAACAAGGUUGGCAGUCACCCCCAGAAUCUCUUCCUCCUCCUCCUCCUCCUCAGAGAUCGACCAUUCCUGUGUCAAAAGGACAGGGCUGGGGCUCGGGAACGUGGCCAGCCCCAGACCUGGAGAGGAGCCCCACGGCGUGCCAAGAAGGUGCUGGGUGAAACGUUAACACCCUGAGGCUGCCUGGCCUCUGGGCCCCAGCGCGCCCUUCUGGACACUGACCCCGUCCCCACGCUGCAGCUCGGGCAUCCCUGGCUGUGCUGUGGGGGCAAAUGAGGGUUUGUUGCGUUUCCUUCUGUGGCUGUGCUAACAACAGGUGCAGGGGCUCCGUGUCUCUGCUACUGAAAAUAGUGCCUGGAAGGAAGGAAGUGGCCAGGCCUAAUAGCUGGUUUUAGCAGAAAUGUUAAGUCUGUCCAAGAACUUGAGUCAUGCUGUGGAAGGAGCAAGAUGCAGGACAUCGCAGAGUGCACACAGUCCGAAAAACAUUUUCUGGAGUCCUUUGACCAAUUUCAUUAGACGGAAAGCUGCAUGUGCACUUCUGUUCCUCUAAGCAAGCUGCUCUUUGGAAGUUUGGUCAUUUGCUCUGUAGCUGCUCUGUAAACACAGGGGAAUGGAGAAUGCUGGCUCCGGGGAAUGUGUCGUGCCGGGAUUGUGCAAGCACCGCUCGGUGAACCCCUUACACGCGUGGCUGGGGAAACACCACCAUCACAUGCCAUGGCCUGCGCGGCACCAACAGUUGAUUUUAAUAACACAACUGUUUUUGCAGGUGCAAAAAAUUCCAGAGCGAUUGCAUCUCUCAGUUUCAGUUUUGGUUGAGAAGAACGUUUCAAAAUUGAAACACCCCAACACCCAUCCGCAUGAAUCCUCAGGGAAGGAGAAUACCCAAAAUGUUCCAUCUGCCAAAAGCUUGGGGCCCAGAUCUGAGGAUGCUCAUGUUCUCCUAAUUUUCCCCAAGGCACCAGUUGAAAGGUGUUGACAUUUCGAAUCAACAAGUUAUAUGCUUGAACCCGCUGUCUGAAGUUUCAGGAUAAUGUUAGCAGCUAAAGAAGAUCCUGGGCCAUCCUUUACCGGGACGGGCUAAUUCUAUUAUUGAGUGGCUUAGAAGGAGCUAAGAAAACAUUCCUUUCGUAGAAGUUGAAAAGGUCAGAACUUACUGGUAGUUACUUUUAGUUUUUACAACACAGAAUCAAGUAAAAAAAAUUUUUUUUAAUGUUUAUUUAUAUUUUCAGAGAGAGAGAGACAGAGUGCAAACAGGGGAGGGCAGAGAGAGAGGGAGACACAGAAUCUGAAGCAGGCUUCAGGCUCGUAGCUGUCAGUACAGAGCCCAGCGCGGGGCUCAAAUUCACAAACCAUGAGAUCAUGAACUGAGCUGAAGUCGGAUGCUCAACUGACUGAGCCACCCAGGUGCCCCUCAAACAAAAAUUUUAAAUGCCUUAUAAAACCUCCAAGGGGAAUUAAAUAAACUUUUGAUUAUUGAGGUGAUUCUCUGGGUCGGCAAUGUAAUACCCAUCUAUCAUGGACCAGUUUGCACCACAUUUCCCACAAGAUUCAUGUGAUGCAUGACAUUUGGCUCAGCAAUUUCAAAAUUAGGUGUAUUUCAACGUACUUAUAAAACAGGCUAUCAAACAAUUAAGCUUUUGUGCUUUUUGGGCUCAUGGAUGGGAUGAGGGAACUUAUAUGGCAGAUGGUUUGUCAGAGCCCAAACAUGCGCCAGGUGUGAGGGCAGGAGUACUCCCUCCUAGGGCCUCUGUUUGCCUACAUCGAUUAACAUCGGGGCUGAGAAAGCUCUGGAAGAAGAGCUAGAAGAUAGAGACUAGAUCCUGGGAUGUGACCAGCUGGAGUCCAUAAGACUCUGAAGGUGGUAGGUGAACAUAAGCUGUUCUCGUAGCGUCAAGACUGUUGCUUGAGCCCAUAAGGACACUUGGCCACCCUUGAGAAGCAUGUGUACCCCGAGGAGAGAAUGGCGGAGGGUGUGGAGAACUGCCACCUGAGGGCCCCUCCCCCUCCUUAUCUCCCUGGCUAGUGGUUUGAUGAGUCGUGGCCUGAGCCCGAGUGGCAGAUCCAGUAGAAUGACCAGAAUGACCCUGGAAAGGGCAGAAGCAGAUGGCCAGGAGGAGCUCUCAGACAUUCUGGAGUAGGGCCCCAUCAUUGGGACAUAGGGUGGCCUUAGCCAAGGGAUGAGAACUUGGCUACAAGUGGCUAGGUAGUGGGGCCGGCAGGCGGCCCAGGGAAGCAGCCACUCCAAGCCUAGGGAUGGACGAGGUGUACUUGGUGGGUGGGUGCAUGAAGCAGAGAACCCAAGACACGAGAGCUGGAGGGGACCUCAAAACUGGGUGGUAGUAAUGGAAAAGGGUUCUGCUACUGAAAUCCUUAGGUUGCAUAGGUUGGGCUUUCAAGUUAGGGACACAGUCUAUGUGUCCUAUGGUGUCACAUGGAUGCAGGAUGGUAAACAUUGGGACAUUCAAAUUACAAAUGAAUAAUAAAAAAUUGGGGAUGGGGGGGGCGCCUGGGUGGCUCAGUUGGUUGAGCAUCCGACUCCGGCUCAGGUCAUGAUCUCAGGUUUGUGAGUUCGAGCCCCACGUUGGGCUGUCUCCUGUCAGCGCAGGACCUGCUGCGGAUCCUCUGUCCCCCUCUCUCUGCCCCUCCCUUGCUUGCUCUCUCUCUCUCUCUCUCUCUUUCAAAAACUGAAUUAACAUUUUAAAAAAAGUUUUUUUCAUCGUAGUGUGACCAUUAUGAUGUAAAAGUGUAUUUCUUCUUCAUUUCUUCAAGACUGUCGAGAUUUCCCCUCCUGUCUCCUCUUUCCUCACCAUCAGAUCUGUAAGGAACACCACUGCUUCUCCAUGUAUCUGAUUCUCCUCCAGAAACAAGGCUUCUCUCAUGAGUGUUCCUUCACUCACAUUGAAGACCCUACAGGGAAUCAAUACCACAUACAUGUGCCUUCUAGAGAAUUCUUUUGAAGGAUGAGCUGCUUCCAGCAAGGGAUAGGUGGGGAAAACGUCAACAAAAGCACCGAUGAUGAAAAUUUAACGUAUAUACUUGUAUAACUAACACCAAAGCAAAGUUGGGAAUGUGAUCAAAUAAUAGAAUGUAAACAUGUGUUCUGGCCAAGCAGGAAGAGUGUAACUAAAAAACGGUGGAAGAAGGGAGGAAGAAGGGACCACCAUCUCAUUCAUUGUUCAUUCUCUCGUAUUAUUCAUUAUAUCAAUGAUAUUGACAGAUACUGGGUAUGAGUCGUAUCACACCACUUAAAAUGGACAAAACAAUAAAAAGUGAAGAAAAAGAGAAAUCAAAGGUAUUAAAAAAGACAUAAGUCUAGAAGUAUCCAAAUGUUCCUGCAUGAAAACAACAUGGCCAAAUAUCUUGAUCCAGUAAUAUGGCUGCUACAGAUGGAAUGUUUGUGUCUGUCCAGAAUUUGUAUGUUGAAGACUCUUUCCUCGGUACUGGGAAAUGGGGCCUUGGGAAGUGAUUAGGUCACGGGGUAGAGCCCUCAUGAAUGAGAUUCAUGCCCUUAGAAGAGAGGCUCCGGAAAUCUCCCUCCUCCCCUCCAUUAUGUGAGGACACGGCAAAAAACAGCCAUUCCAUGCCUUUAUCUCAGACUUCCCACCUCCGGAACUGUGAGAAAUAAAUUUCUGUUGUUUAUAAGCCACCCAGUCUAUGGUAUUCUUGGUUUAGCAGCCUGAAUGGACUAAAACAAUGGCUCUGGAAAUUGCUCAGUUCAGUGAUUUGAAGGAGAGGAUAAGGAAAUGUUCACACACCAGACUCUGGGGAGGGGAAAGUGUGUGUCUAGAAAGAAAACAGUGCUUUGUCUCACUGCUUCGACUUGUUUCUAGUUAUGGGAUUUCAUCUGUUUUGAAUUUUAUAAACAUUUCAAUAAUGUAUGAGAUUUUUGGGAUGGUGAAAAGAGAAAAUGGGUUUAAAAGGGUUAAGAAACAGUAAUCUAAGCAAGUUUCCAUAUUUGGAGGAUAAGUGCAAGCACCUGAAAUCGAGUCUCUUCAUACAGACUUUAAAUUCAACAGGAGCACAAGAGUACCACCCGUAGCCCAUGACGUCAGCAUGAGAAGAGACAGAAUACCCCAAACUUCAAAUUACCAACAAGGAGAGAAAUGAAGGCUGUAUCCCAAGAGAGCUCCUAUCACUUGUCACUAUAACCUGGGUAAGAGCGUGGGAGAGAGACUUAAAAUCUCCAGGAAAAAGAGUAAAGAGACAGGGAGCACUUAGCUGUAGUGUAGACAAAAACACUCACAGAAAGAGCAAGUUUUAAAACUAAGUGAAAUGUCUACCGCACAGUGAGGGAGAAGGUGCUUGAAAGUGAACAGAACCAGAAAUAGCCGCUACAGGAAAGCUUUACUUUGUGGGAGAAUCAGGUAAACCAAAAAAGGGCGGUGCACCUUAGAGACCUGGCAAUGAACGGAAAAGAAGGAACUAAGAAGAAAACUUAGGAUCUUGCAGAAAUGACACAUAAAUAAGACCUGAGGGCUCUGCUCCCCAUCACUGUCCCCCAGAGACAUUUUACCUUGCGGCACGGACAGCUGACAGUGUUCUUGAAUUAGGAAUUCUGUUAAAAAUGGCUCAGCAAAAGAAAAAAAAAAUCAACCUAACUCUAUAAAGAGAUGCUAUUAGAAGAACCCAGAGGGGUGCCUGCGUGGCUCAGUCGGUUAAGCAUCCAACUUUGGCUCGGGUCAUGAUCUCAUAGUUCAUGGGUUUGAACCCCGUGUCGGGCUCUAUGCUGACAGCUCAGAGCCCUGAGCCUGCUUGGGACUCUGUGUCUCCCUGUCUCUCUGCCCCUCCCCCGUUGCACUCUGUUUCUCUCUCUCUCUCAAAAAGAAAUAAACAUUAAAAAAAGAAAAAAAAGAAAAAGACAAUAGAUUUGGAUGUUGCAUGAUUUCAACAUUGAACAAGGGCAGUUAAAUGAUCAGGAAGAUGAAAAUAAAAUAAAGAAAGGUGUAGCCGAGGUGGAAGACAAUGUGAUCGAAAUGGAAGAUAGGCAAAUAAAGUGCAACAUAUAGAAUAGCAGUUCCUGAAGAAGGAAAACAAAGCAAUGAAACAUAACUAUAAUCCAAGAAAACUGCAGAAAUAAGAAAAAAAUGUAAAUCAAUAUUUUAAAAGGCUCACUACAUAUCUAGGAAAAUUUUCCAGAAAGAACUUGAGGCAUUUUGGGGUAAACCAUGAGAUUUAAAAACAAUUUUUUUAUUGCCUUUAUUUAUUUUUGAAAGGCAGAGAGAGACAAAGCAUGAGUGGGGGAGUGGCAGAGAGAGAGGGAGACACAGAAUCUGAAGCAGGCUUCAGGCUCUGAGCUGUCAGCACAGCUGACAGGGGCUCGAUGUGGGGCUCGAAGUCACGAACUGUGAGAUCGUGAUCUGAGCUGAAGUCAGACGCUUAACCAACUCAGCCACACAGCUGCCCCCGAACCAUGAGAUUUUAUAGACACACACACAUACCCACAAUCCUCAGCACCUGUAUUGAUGAUAACUUACAUCAAACUGGUGGCUUAAAGCAACAUAAAUUUAUUUUUAUACAGUUCUGGAGUCUGGAAGUCCAAAAUCAAGGUGUCAGUAUGUUCCCUUUGAAGGGUCUAUGAGAGAAUCCUCUAGGCUUUUCUCAGCCUCUGGUGACUCCAGGUGUUUCUUGGCUUAUGGCCACAUCACUCCAAUCUCAAUGUCUGUCUUCAUGUGGCCUUCUCCUCUUUAUCCCUGUGCAUUUCUUUCACUUCCUCUCUCAAAUUUACAUCCCAUCCUUUUCUCUUUUAAGAACACUUGUCAUUGGGGCACCUGGGUGGCUCAAUCGGUUAAGUGUCCGACUUCGGCUGAGGUCCAUGAUCUCACAGUUUGUGAGUUUGAGCCCUGCAUCAAGGUCUCUGCUGUCAGCACGGAGCCCGCUUCUGAUCCUCUGUCCCCCUCCCUCUGCACCUCCCCUGCUCGUGCUCUCUCUCUCAAGAAUAAAUAAACAUUAAAAAAAAAAAAAGGACACUUUUCAUUAAAUUUAGAGGCCACCUGGGUAAUCCAAGAUGACCUAAUGUCAAAAUUCUUGAUUACAUUUGAAAAGUCCCUUUUUUCAAAUAAGGUAACAUUCACAGGGUCCAGGGAUUUGGCUGAGGACAUACCUGUUUUGAGUCACUAUUUAGUCCAUUACAGGGCCUCCCAGCUAACAGGUCAAAUUACUUAUAAGGGUAAGAAUAUUAAACUGACAUCAGACUUCUCAUGAGCAACUUAUAAAGCCAGUCAAUAAAGGACAGCUUUUUAACAGGCUCAAGAACAAAGACUGUGAGCCAAAGAUUUUCUAUCCAGCCAAGCUUACCUUCAAAUAUUAAGGUUAAAGGAAAUGGUUUCAAUAUGCAGUAACUCAGGGAAUACUGUAUACGUGUGCCAGAGAGGACUCUUUUAGAGGAUGAAUUUUAUCUAACCAAGAGAUAAUUGGUAAACUUGAGCAAAAGCACUAGUAGUGAAAAUGUAUUUUAUGAUGUAAUCUUAUUAUAUUAUAUUAUUUUAUUUUAUUAGCAUUAAUUAAUUAUUAUGUUAUUUAUGUUGUAAUAUAUUUAAUUGCAUAGCUAAGACUAAAACGAGGGUGAGAAUAUGGAUUGAAGAGUAGUAUCUCUAUAGUUUAUGCUCUGGAAAAGUAAAACUAACACAACCAAAAAAAAAAAAAAGAGAGAGAGAGAAAGAGAGAGGGGGAGGGAGGGAGAGAAACAGCAAGGUAGGACAGUAAAAUUGACAGUUGUAUAGAUAAGUGAAGAAGGAUACAAAUGGACAUACCAGAUGGCAAAGCCUUAGUAAGAAAAAAAGGGAGAUUAAGGGCACUGUCAGUGGAACAAAUACAAAGACAGCCCCUGGAACAGACAUACAAACAUUCUGAAAUGCCAAAAGCAAUGAACAAAGAAAUUGCAAAGAAAAUAUGCCCAAUGAAGAAGGGAAGACAGUAAAUAUAACACAAGCAUGAUUAAAACAUAAUGUGAUCACCUUGAGACUAAACAUGUAAGACAAACCAGUUAAUGGAAUGGACUUUUCUGGUGUCUUCUCUUUUCUUGCUAUAGGGACAAACGAACCAAUUCUCAAAUUAGCUCACAAGGCAAAAGCAGAUCCCGUGUUAUAUUUAAUAGACGCACCUCAAACACAGUGAUUCAAAAGACCCAAGAUAAAGAAAUGGCCAAAAACACACCAUAAAAAUAAAAACAGUAGAAAGACAGGGUAGUGACUCAUAUCGGUUAAAGUAAAUUCAGGCCAAAAACCUUUAAAUGAGACAAAAAAUACACUUAAGGCUGAAAACCACAAUUUGCAAUGAAGAGAAAUGAUGAACAUCUAUGCACCAAAUAAUACAGCCACCACUAACAUAAAGCAGAAAUUACAUGAGAUGAGAAUAGAAGAAGAUAGAAAAUAGAGACUUCAGCACCACAAACUCAGCAUGACAGGUCUAACACAAAGGAAAUAAAGAUAUACAUGUUUUAAACAAGUUAAUAAAUAAUAAGGUAGAACUUGUGCGCAUAUGUUUAAUACUAUGCCCUAAUAAUAGAGAUUAUAUCUUCUUUUCAAAUGUAAUGAACAUGGAUCAUUUUGAAAACUUGAUCAUAUAUUCAUCUUUAUGGUCACACUAAAUGAACCCGGGUUAAGUUUGGUAGACCUCUGCUUUUAUUGCAUGUGAUGCAUGUGCAGUGAAAACCGUUCUCACUUUAAUACGUAUCCCUGACCUUUUCCAGACACAGCAUAACUAAUAUCUCCUUUUGAAGGUCAGCACGUGGGCAGCUUAACAUACACCAGGCUUUCAGACACCUGUGUCUCAGGAUCGGUGACUCCUUUAAGUCUCCAGAUCUCCUGAAGGGGGGGUCUGUUGCUCGUGCUCAGGCGGAUCACUCGGUGUGCCCGUCAGCUGUGCCCUGCGGUCUGUGCUGUGGCCUGUGAGAUGGAUGGCAGCAUCACAUUGCCACUCAGCAAGGUCAGUGGCAAACAUGGGAAACUACAGGGUGGUCGUACGUGAAAUACGUGCAGAAAACAAAAGCUGAGCGUGGCUUCCGUAGCACAAAUACAAAAUGCCCCGAAUGCUUUUCCCGCAGUGGUUUUGCCGUUCGCUGUAUGGUCUGAAUCCACAACUAUUCAUUCUGAUAUUUAAUAAUUCCUUUUUGUUUGUUUGUUUGAUAAAUAAACACUGUGGGGAACAAUACCCUUUUUUAAAAAGUACAUGCUUAGUGAAACAAAUUAUUACUAUCUUUUUGAUUCUUGGGGAAGUUAUAAUGAACAUGUAAUUUACACUAAAUUUUUGUGACAUUCACCAUCCAGCCAGGGACUGGCCACAAGAAAACCUGUGGACAAAACCUACUAAAGGACUGUCAGCAUCUAUUUCAGAAGUUAGUGGUUAUUUUAAGAAGAUUGUAGGGGCGCCUGGGUGGCUCAGUCGGUUAAGCGUCCAACAUCAUCAGCUCGGUGAUGAUCUCGCGGUUUGUGAGUUUGAGCCCCGCGUCAAGCUCUGUGCUGACAGCUUGGGAGCCUGGAUCCUGCUUCAGAUUCUGUAUCCCGCCCUCUCUCUCUGCCCCUUCUCUGCUUGUACUCUCUCUUUCCCUCUCUGAAAAGUAAAUAAAGAUUAGAAAAGAUUUUUUAAAAAGAUCAUACUUGAAGUUGGCUAUUUAACAUAGUGGAUACCAAAAAUGUAUUUAUGUAUCACCGUGAAGCAGUGGUGACUUUGUAUUUAGAUCAAAUGUCUGUUUUUCUUUUUUCUCUUUAAAAAAUUUUUAACGUUUAUUCAUUUUUGAGAGACAGAGAGAGACGGAGUGCCAGCAGGGGAGGAGCAGAGACAGAGGGAGGCACAGAAUCCGAAGCAGCUCCGGGCUCUGAGCUGUCGGCACAGAGCCCGACGCGGGGCUUGAACUCACUGACGGGACCACGAGAUCAUGACCUGAGCUGAAGUUGCAGGCUUACCGGACUGAACCACCCAGGUGCCCCCAAAUGUCUGUUUUUCUACAUGAACUUUUGUAUUUUCAGUAAUGGUGCCCCCAUUAUUUGGUUCCAGCAGGACUGCUCAGCCUGUGCCUUGAUAGUGGCCAGGAAAGUCCAGGACCUCCAGAUGCAGCAUGCAGAGACAGUGGGUGAUGCAAAAUGAGGCCCUUUCUCAGAAAAUAAUUCAACCCGAAAAAGUAAGGGAUAUCUUGCAUUGAAUGUGGAAGAUUUCCUGGCCAGAAAUGAGAGGAAAGGGUUUCUAGCUGCUCCGGUAGAGACGUUACUCUUUCCUGUCCAGCAACCAAGGGCCGCUAUGGCAGAGGCGCGUGGUCCUGUUUGCUUUUCUUAUGUCGGUCUGCGGGGCUGCGGGCACCAGCAAGAGGCUGUAUUCUCACCCUGGGGCUGGCUCUCAGUGAGAGAGGCACUGAGCCCCUGCUAGGUGACUCCUUCUUCCAGACACUGGAUCUUGGCCUGGUUUGUUGGCUUUGCCCUCCCAUGUACGUUCAUGUCACAUAUUUCCAGAUUUUUUUCAGAGGCAGCAAGGCAAAGCUCUUCCUGCUAAAACAUGAAGGGAGGGGCUUUGCUGUAUGAGAGCUAGUAACCAUGAGGAAAAGGUUUUUGCUUUAUAAUUUUACUCAAAAAGAAACAAAAGACACCCCAAACAAACACAACCAUACAUGUUGCACACAAAACUGCAAAAAAAUACUUUUUGUAGGAUUAAGUCCUAAUUCCUGUAUCAGAUGUGAGUUGGGGUUUCAACAACAGCUAAUUCAAGGGAGGUUCAAGGCCGUACAAAAGGGAGCCUUCGUAUUUUAGCACAGCCGCGAAAAUACACAUUUGCCUUUGAGCCCUCAGGAAACAAAAUCCGAUCUGAAAGAAAUUAGUCUCAUGGUAUUUCAGGCAGGAAGUUUAAAAUAAACGUUCACUAUUGUCUUCUUCUUCCUUUUCAGAUUGGUUUUCCCUCCAAACUGUGCUUUGAAUUCUCUUAUCUCCAAGGUUGGAGCUGGAGCGGGAGUUGGGAUUACAGAAAGUGUGGAGGAAGGCACAACUUUUCAGCUGGUGGAUACGGUGUCAGCUCUGUGGGCUCAAUAGAGUUCUCAAGGCCUUGUGAGUUUUGAAAACUGCCGUAUUUCCUCUAAUUUAAGACUCGCUCUAUUUUUCUUACAUGUCAAAAUAAACAAAAAAAUAAAAAAAAAAGAAAUUGCCCCAUCACGCAGGGCGAGUUAAAAAGUUUUCAAAGCUAGGGGGAAUUGUUGUGACCGUUUCAUGCAUCAUUAAAAAAAAAAAAAAAAAAAAAAA
Panthera uncia (snow leopard) is the source of this 15645-nucleotide messenger RNA. RefSeq names its product interferon regulatory factor 2 (gene IRF2). Gene Ontology annotation, cellular component: nucleus. Gene Ontology annotation, molecular function: DNA-binding transcription factor activity, RNA polymerase II-specific; RNA polymerase II cis-regulatory region sequence-specific DNA binding. NCBI's taxonomy places the organism in Eukaryota, Metazoa, Chordata, Mammalia, Carnivora, Felidae. The transcript is spliced from 11 exons. Bases 381 to 1430 code for a protein of 349 amino acids. Gene Ontology annotation, biological process: regulation of transcription by RNA polymerase II; immune system process. The record is from RefSeq and is a predicted model, not a curated record.